AUUUCAAACCAAAUACUAAGCUCUGUUCUCAAUAUCUAGAUUCUCUACCACCAAACUAACAUUCUAUUACCAAAAACUUAAUCUAUGUCUGAAUCUCUCUGCUCCUUCCUUUGAAUUCUCCGCUAAUUCAUUAUGGAAACAGUUACAGCACCAACCAAAAACCCCAAGAUGACGGACACUAAUAAUGUCGAAUUGAACUCCAGCUUUCUCUUCCACAACGGCUUCAAUCCUUCUUUUCAAAUUUCCGAUAUAGAGAUGAUAGCCAUACAGCCCGUCACCUACACCAGCCUCAAGGACCUAUUGCCGGUCUCACCUCCUACGAUCUCCUCACCCACCCACAACUCCAGCUGGUACGAGAUCCCGAUCAAGAACCCGCUCGUUAAGCAGGCGGCUUUGGCUUACUUGCAACCGAUGUCGAGCCCGCCUGAAGUUGGAGAUAAAGGGUUUUUCGGGAGAUUGAGAGAGAUGUGUUGUGGCGAAUAUGGGUGCUUUGGGUGGAUAAACGACGUCGUGUUCAAGUGUUUGAGAGAAUCGUGUUGGGAGAGAACCGAUGAAAUUGAGGAUGAAGAUGAUGACGAUGAUGACAAGGUUGACUGAGUGCAGUUGUUUACGGUUGACUGGUAGAUGGGAUAACCGAGUGUUGUAUAGUGGCACAAUUUGUAAACUCAGAUUCUUUCUAUUAUUUUUUAUUUUUUAAUAAUUAUAAAAGAUUUUUUCCUUUUUAA
This is a messenger RNA of Hevea brasiliensis (rubber tree), 725 nucleotides long. RefSeq lists its product as uncharacterized. NCBI's taxonomy places the organism in Eukaryota, Viridiplantae, Streptophyta, Magnoliopsida, Malpighiales, Euphorbiaceae. The record is from RefSeq and is a predicted model, not a curated record. Bases 133 to 597 code for a protein of 154 amino acids. The transcript has a single exon.